Aspergillus glaucus CBS 516.65 is the source of this 1853-nucleotide messenger RNA. Its product is annotated as amphiphysin. The record is from RefSeq and is a predicted model, not a curated record. Gene Ontology annotation, cellular component: Rvs161p-Rvs167p complex; mating projection tip; medial cortex. Gene Ontology annotation, molecular function: protein binding; lipid binding. Gene Ontology annotation, biological process: endocytosis; plasma membrane tubulation; actin cortical patch localization. The coding region runs from base 250 to 1536 and encodes 428 amino acids. The transcript is spliced from 3 exons. Lineage: Eukaryota; Fungi; Ascomycota; Eurotiomycetes; Eurotiales; Aspergillaceae.
AGCUCGGCUCUUUCUCCUUAAUUUCCUUUCUUCUUGCCUCUCGUUCGUCGCCCUACCAUAUCCAAUCCACCUGCGAGUCCUCCGGUUUCGUGUCUCUCCCUACAUUCUUCAUUGUCCUUUCUUCUUACUCACUGGGUCGGGUGCCUACACUAUUACCGCUAGUGCCGGAACCGCCAUAAUUUGCCGCCGGAGGGGUUCGACUCCAUUAUUCUACGUGUGCAGGAGACCUAAAGGAUCGAUAACACCAACAUGAGUUUCAAAGGCUUCCAGAAGGGUAUCGUACGAGCGCCCCAGACGUUCAAGGCCAAGUUCAACAUCGGCGAACACACCAAGGAUACCGUCUACAGUGAUGCCGAACGUCGGUUCCAGGAACUCGAAAAGGAGACCAAGAGGCUUCACGAUGAGUCCCAGAAAUACUUCAAUGCCAUUAAUAACAUGUUGAACCACCAGAUCGAAUUCUCCAAAUCCAUGACGGAAUUAUACAAGCCCAUCUCCGGUCGCGCUUCCGAUCCCAGUACAUACACCAUCGAAGGCAAUCCCGAAGGCAUUCACGCCUGCGAAGAGUACGAGACCAUCGUUCGCGAGCUCCAAGAAUCCCUUGCGCCCGAACUGGAUAUGAUCGACAGUCGGAUCAUCAGCCCUGCGGACCAGUUGUUGGAGGUGAUCAAGGUGAUCCGCAAAGUUGGCGUGAAACGCGACCACAAGCAGCUCGACUACGACCGCCACCGCGCCACUUGGAAGAAGCUGCAGGAUAAGAAGGACAAGUCGCUGAAGGAUGAAAAGGCGCUUUACAAGGCCGAAAGCGAUGUUGAACAGGCUACGCAGGAAUUCAACUACUAUAAUGACUUGCUCAAGGAUGAACUCCCGAAGCUGUUCGCCCUGGAGGCCGAAUUCAUCCGUCCGCUAUUCCAAUCCUUCUACUACAUGCAGCUGAACGUCUUCUACACUCUACACGACAAGAUGCAGGGCAUGAACAUUGGCUACUUUGAUCUUACUCUGGACGUCGAAGAGGCGUUUGAGAAGAAGCGGGGUGACGUGAAGGAACGGACAGAAGAGCUUACUAUUGUCCACUAUAAAACCACCGCCGGCCGUCGUCCCGGCUCGAAGCCACCAAUCCCGGGUGCGAAGCCUAGUUUCGCAAAGGAGAAGUUUGGUUCCGAUGGCGGUAGCGACUACAAGAGCACCUAUUCACGACCAAACAACGCUUCUGAUACAGUCGACAACCCCCCGCCGCCGUACUCCGCUGCUGCUGUUGGCAGCAGUGCUAGCAGCGCCAGUAGCUUGGCGGCAGCGGCCAAGGGUAAACCAGCACCACCACCGCCCAAGCCCAAGCCCAAGCCGUCUCAAUUCCGGGCAUCCGUGGAGACGGUUACGGCGCUGUACGACUAUGAAGCACAGGCCCAUGGUGACCUUAGCUUCUCGGCUGGCGAGGUGGUUGAAAUCGUGCAACGAACGGACAACCAGAACGAAUGGUGGACGGGCAAGGUUGGAGGACGCGAGGGACAGUUCCCUGGAAACUACGUCCAGUUGCGAUAACUGCAAUUCAUAAAAUCAUUCUUAUUACCUCCUUUGCCGUCUAUAUUGCUGUCCAUUAUUGUUGUCUUUUGUCAGGAGUUGGUCAGGAUCCGUCCCACUUGGAUUCCACAAACCCAGCGCUGCUUUGACAUCGCUUUUGCUUGCAUUUCUGGCUUGAUACAGGUUCCCUUGCAUUGCUAUCACUACUGCCAUCAUCAUCGUGUUACGAUUCUCUGUGUAAAUAUUUGCCAACUAUUUCUAAUUGGAGUGACAGAAUCAGUCACAGUGCUAUAUCAGCGAGCUAUCUCUACAUAACUAUAUAAUCGAUAUAACUUGGU